Theileria annulata is the source of this 606-nucleotide messenger RNA. RefSeq names its product SfiI-subtelomeric fragment related protein family member, putative. NCBI's taxonomy places the organism in Eukaryota, Apicomplexa, Aconoidasida, Piroplasmida, Theileriidae. The transcript has a single exon. The coding region runs from base 1 to 606 and encodes 201 amino acids. The record is from RefSeq and is a predicted model, not a curated record.
AUGUAUUCAGAACAAGUUGAAAGUUAUAAAUCUGUUGAAACAUCAAUCCCUUGUAUAAAUAACAUAAUAAAAAUAAAAAAACAAAAUGAACCUAAAUUAGUGGAAUUAAAUAUUGAUAACCCUAAAUUAACUCCAGAAUAUAAAUAUAUAUAUAAAGAUGGUAAAGUUGAAUAUAUAACUAUGUCUGAUUACGCAUUCAACAAGGUAACUAAGGGUAAAAAAGUUAUUUGGGAAUCGCAAAAUAAUGAAUUUGGAUCCAAGGUAUUGAUUAGUAGUUAUAAUAAUGAAGAAUACGUGACAAUUUUCUUUACAAGAAAAAAUUUUAAAGUUUUUAAAACAUGUGGAAAAGAAAUCUAUGAAAUUCCUACGGAUAUUAAUAGUCAUUCAAAAGUACACACAUUUGAUGAGAUCUGCUCUAAUUGUCAGAUAAAUUCAAGUAUUGAACUGUAUACAAAAGAUAAUGAAGGUAAAAAUGUUUUGAUGCCCAUUGAUAUGUAUAAUGUUGAAUAUAAUGAAGAUUUCGGAAUAUAUACAUUUAAAAGAGAUAGUAAGUGUAGUAUGAUUAAAUUUGGAAAUUGUGUAAUUUGGGAGUGUGAAAAAAAAUAA